AGUACUAAGAUAGCAGCAGGGCUUGCUGUGGUUUCAGCGGCGACGCAGCAAGGAAACAAGAGUGAGGAAUCGGUAUUUGGUGGAGCGCCCAGAGGGUGGAUAGUGGCGCCCCGAGGGCCCUGCAUCGAGGGCCCUGCAUCACUGGCCGAGUAUUUUUGCAGAAUGUCAUCAAAUGAGGACAAAUGCUCAGUUCCAGUUAUACAAAAUGACUCCGAUCCAGGCAGUUCUGUCUCUGCAGAUCUUCAGGAAGAAUAUGAAGAACUACUUCGUUAUGCUAUAGUGACUCCAAAUAUGGAAUCCGGUACUUCACAGUCACAGCCAUCUCAUCCGAAGGCAGAAGUGGUGCCAGAAGUUAGAAGUCCUACUCCCAUUGAUAAUAUUCUUCAUAAUCAAGCAGGAAGCAGCUCUGCAGUAAGAGAAACUGCAAUGGAAGUUGGAAAAGGAUCUGAUUUAAAUAUUUCCAGUCAUUCAAAGAUAGAUGGAUCAUCACCAGUGUCAUCACCAAGGAAGCCUUCUCACCCAGUCAUGGAUUUUUUCGGUUCACAUCUUUUAGGUGACUCUUCCUCAUCAAGGUCUAAUUCUGCUCUUACAGAUGCCCAUGAAAUAUUUGUGGGUGAUAGUCUUGUUUUUGAUGAAAACCUUCAGAGGAUGGAAAAUACGCUUGAUCUUUGGAGUUCAAAUCUUAAGACAAACGUUUUAUCUGAACUAAGUAAAUGGAAACUUAAUUUUAUUGACUGGCACCGAAUGGAAAUGAAAAAAGAGAAAGAAAAACAUGCAGCACAUGUAAAACAACUAAGCAACCAGAUCAAUGACUUGAAAGAGCUGCAGAAAACCUUUGAAAUUUCCAUUGGGAGAAAAGAUGAGGUGAUUUCCAGCUUGUCUCAUGCCAUAGGCAAGCAAAAGGAAAGAAUAGAGUUAAUGAGAACAUUCUUCCACUGGCGAAUUGGCCACGUCAGCUCCAGACAGGAUGUUUAUGAAUGCAAACUAGCUGACCAGUACUUCCAGAGAACUUUACUGAAGAAAACCUGGAAGGGCUGGCGUUCCAUAGUACAAAGACAAUGGAAAGAGGUGGUAGAACGAGCUUGUCAAGCAAGAGCUGAAGAAGUUUGUGUUCAGAUUUCUAAUGAUUAUGAAGCCAAAGUUUCUAUGUUAUCUGGAGCUUUGGAAAAUGCAAAAACUGAGAUUCAAAGAAUGCAACAAGAAAAAGAACACUUUGAAGAUUCCAUGAAGAAAGCUUUCAUGAGGGGGGUGUGUGCAUUAAAUCUCGAAGCCAUGACUAUGUUUCAAAACAAAAAUGAUUCAGGGAUAGAUUUCACAAAUAAUAAAAAAGAAGAAUACAACCCUGGUGUUCAAGGAAAAGAAUAUCCUACUCAUUUGGAUCCUUCAGUACCUCCAGUGCCCUCAGCAGUUCCACUGCAUGUGCUGCAGCCCUCGCCUACAGUGCCAGUUGCAACAGCCAGCGCCACUGCAAUUCCUUCUGCUGCUUCCGUGACUUCUGCUGGGGCUGCAUCUGCUUCUUCUGUUCACGUUCACUUUCCAGUUCCAGUUCCAGUCUCCGUUCAUGGUGCAGCAUCCUCAGCUACUACUACAUCUGAAGAAAUGUAUGUGCCAAGAGUUGUAACUUCAGCACAUCAGAAAGCUGGAAGAACAAUUACAGCCCGGAUCACAGGGAGAUGUGAUUUUGCUCCAAAAAACAGAAUUAAUAGCAGUUUAGCUAUAAUGGGAGUUUCUCCACCCAUGAGUUCAGUUAUCGUGGAAAAACAUCAUCCAGUCACAGUGCAAACCAUUCCUCAAGCAUCAGCUGUAAAAUACUCACGGACCAUUCAUCCUGAAGGUGGUACCUCAGUUUCAAGAUCUCUUGGAACCAGAACAACCCACACCCAGUCUCUCACAAGCAUUCAGUCCAUAAAAGUGGUUGACUAAAGUGAAUAUGUUCACAGCAAGGUCCUUUAAUUCCUCUGGUAAAGACUGUACCAAGAGUUGGAAGUCUUUAGUUUUUAACUUUUCUGAAUUGCUAGAACAUCAUGGAUACAUCAUGUUCAUCUUUUCAAAAUUAUAAGAGACUUUUUCAAGAUAUACCAUCCUUUGUAACUAUACUGUAGAAAGUAUUUUAAUGUUAUUUUAUUUAAGCAAUUAAGUAAAACUUUUUUAAAUUAAAAAAGAAACUUCAUUUUU
Molecule: messenger RNA, 2175 nt
Organism: Marmota flaviventris (yellow-bellied marmot)
Lineage: Eukaryota; Metazoa; Chordata; Mammalia; Rodentia; Sciuridae
Gene: Poc5
Product: POC5 centriolar protein
Biological process (GO): eye photoreceptor cell development
Cellular component (GO): photoreceptor connecting cilium
Source: RefSeq, a predicted model, not a curated record